AUGCGAAAAAGUGAAGAUAUGAUGCACACUGUUACAACAUUCUGUAUUGUUUUGGUCAUUUUUGCCAAUUAUAAUACUUUGGCUGAUAAACAAAUAUGUACUACUUCUCCAUAUAGUAAACAUCUUGUCGAAAAGGGUUGUCGUCGUUAUGUUAAAAAUUAUGACAUAACUGGCGUAGCUACAACAGUUAAUCUGAAAUUUACGAGCAAACAAAAUGAGUGUGACUGUAUGCUUAAAUGCCUUGAAAGUUAUAAGACAUGUGCGUCAUGGGUCUGGAAAACUGUGUUUGUUGCACCUAAAAUGCACUCUUAUAGUUGCACUCUAUAUUCAACGUUUAAUUUACCACCAAAUGUUAAUAUUGGUUACAACACUACUUCGUCAAAAAAUAUCAAAUUAUUAGAAGAUAAUCCACAAACUGGGGGACUUGUACCACAUUGUGAUGAAUUUGGUGCAACGAGUGAUCAACAGUGUGAAAAACUGUCACGUUGCGAACAAGCGUCACUUACGCCCGAUAGUACAAUGGAAACUACACCACCAGCGGAACAGCCCCGAGUCUUGGAUGGAGAGUCAGCGGACUAG
Didymodactylos carnosus is the source of this 579-nucleotide messenger RNA. The record is from the annotation of a GenBank genome assembly. NCBI's taxonomy places the organism in Eukaryota, Metazoa, Rotifera, Eurotatoria, Philodinida, Philodinidae.